AUGUCACAAAGGGGCAGAGAUGUGGCACCCAUCCGGUAUCCUGAGGAGCGCGCCAACGAAAAUCAGUUGGACAGAGUUGGCCUUCGGGAUAACUCAGCUCCUUCCUUUGCUACUUGUGUGCCUGCCUUUUUUUGGAUGGUUUAUUGUUUACUGACCAUUUCUCCUCAACUUUCCUCCUCUUUCAAAGUCAUUGCCGAGGGAAUGACUCCGCCACAAAGGAUCCUCUUUCCCCCAGAGAAGAUUUGCAUGGUCUGGCAGCAAAGACAGAGUGCUGGAGCAGGACUUCUCAAUGUGGGCAACACAUGCUUCCUUAAUGCUGUCCUGCAAUGCCUGACAUACACCCCGCCGCUGGCCAACUAUCUGCUCUCCUGGGAGCACAGCCAGGCCUGUCGCCAACAAGGCUUCUGCAUGAUGUGCAUCAUGGAAGCGCAUGUAAACAAGGUCCUGCGUUCAGUCAGUGCCAUCCUGCCUUGGGCUGUUCUCAGGGCUUUCAGAUUCAUAGGAGAACAUUUUCAGCUUGGCAGGGAGGAAGAUGCCCAUGACUUCUUAUGCUGUACUGUCAAUGCCAUGCAGAGAGCUUGUCUGAGUGCAAGCAACGACUUGGACAUAUCAUCUCAAUCUACUACCAUUGUCCAUCAAAUAUUUGGAGGCUUUCUGAGAUCCAGAGUCAUCUGCUUCAGCUGCAAAGCCAUUUCUGAUUCCUAUGAGGCCUUCCUGGAUGUCCCCUUGGAUAUCAAAGUAAGAGGUUUUGCAGUUGUGCUUCAAGACAUGGCAAGGCUUUUCAGAGUCAACACAUUUGUCCUGAAAGCAUAUACUGUGAACACAAGAGGUCUUGGUCGUGGAUGGGAAGGGGAACGGAUGUUGUCCUCCUGCAGAGGCCAUGGCACUGGUCUCUCUGUAGGUGCUGGCUUGAAGCUGGACAAGCAGCCAUUAUGCGCUCUGCACCCUUGA
Messenger RNA from Pseudopipra pipra, 951 nucleotides. Its product is annotated as ubiquitin carboxyl-terminal hydrolase 42-like. Gene Ontology annotation, molecular function: cysteine-type deubiquitinase activity. The transcript is spliced from 6 exons. Gene Ontology annotation, cellular component: nucleus; cytosol. NCBI's taxonomy places the organism in Eukaryota, Metazoa, Chordata, Aves, Passeriformes, Pipridae. Gene Ontology annotation, biological process: protein deubiquitination; regulation of apoptotic process. The record is from RefSeq and is a predicted model, not a curated record. Bases 1 to 951 code for a protein of 316 amino acids.